AUGCCGAUCGAUUACUCGAAGUGGAAAAACAUUGAGGUUUCUGAUGACGAAGAUGACACUCACCCCAACAUUGAUACGCCGUCCUUGUUUAGAUGGAGACAUCAAGCACGUCUUGAGCGGAUGGCUGAGAUGAAACAGAAGAAAGAAGAAGUGGAAGGAGAGAAGAAAAAGGUUGUCAAUAAAGUUCAGGUAUGUUUGUCAUUCUUAUUUUCAUUUUUAGGUAAUUUUUCUCAAAAAUAGCAGAAAUUUGAGGUUGCUUCUUAUAAAUAAUACUGGCACGGGGCCAAUGUACCUUAUUUUGGGUAGUACUGGUGAAUAAAUGCUCAUUUUUGUAUUGUUUUGGCUUUCAGGAGCUUGAGGAUAAGCUGAAGACUGUCACCGACGAGAAGGAGAAGAUCAAAAUAGAAUUACAAAUCAGUGAGAUUAAGAAACAGGAAGAGGAAUUCAGAAAGAAGGAGAAGGAGCUAGAAGACCAAGAAUCUAAGCAACCGUGGAAUGUAGAUACUAUUGGUCAUGAAGCGUGGAGUAAAUCUGUGGUCAAUAAGUACAACGAUAAGAAGCCGGAACCUGCCAAGUUGAGCGAUGAGGAAGAGAACAAGCGAAUGGUUAGUGUUUCUUUUAGUUUUUUUAAUUUUUUUUUGGGUAACAUUUAUAUUUUAUCAUUUACGUUAUCAAAAGCGUAAAAUAAUCAACAAACUCAUUUUAGACGGAAUACUUCAAGAAGAACGAGGACUUGUUGAAGAAGUACUGUGUGUUGAGCAGUUUUGAUGAAUGUCGAAAGUUCUUGCUGGAGUAUCCUCAUCUGGCUUCUGAUUUUGCGUCUAGUUGGAUUACUAUCGAAGCGCUGAAUCUGGCAAUCGACGAGAAUUACGAUUUGAUGUCUAGCUAUGCGAAAAACGGGAUUACAAUUCAAUAUUUGUUGGAAUUGGCCAAGAGCUUGAACAGUCUAGGCACCGAUCCUAAAGUGAUCCAGGUCUUCUUCAAGAAGUAAGUUUUGUAUUACUUAUAGGUUUAUAGUUGUGUAUUAACGGUUAAAAUACGGGAAUCGAUUGUGUGUCUUUUUCUAAAACGUAGCGUUUUGAUUUAAUUUUUAGGAUUUAAAUUAACUUUUUGGGAUUUAUAAUACGUUAUUUUUAAAAAAUGAUUGUUUGAGCUAUGAUUAUCGAAUCAUCUUUUUAGAAUUAAGGCCGCCGACGCCGCUUACAUGAAGAUGUACGAUGAUGAAGUGGAAGCGUUCCAGCAACGUUUGAUCAAGCGAGGCAGAGAAAAGCGAGAAGCCGCCAUUGCUGAAAUUGAAGCAGAGGAGAGAGAAGAAAGACUUAAAAAUGCCCCUGGCGGCUUGGACCCCAAGGAAGUAUUUGAAGCUCUGCCCAAGGAAAUGCAAGAAGCCUUCGAAUCCCAAAGUGUAGACGCUCUAAUCCAUGUAGCUGAAGGAAUGGACCAAGAGGUCUUCAAAUACCAUCUGGAUCGUUGUAUCAAAUCAGGCUUAUGGAUUCCAAACGCCAACGACCAGGACGAUGCAGCUAGUUCAAAGGGUGAAGCCGAAAACGACAAGCCAGGAGCCAGCAAAUCAUCCGAAGCCUAA
Molecule: messenger RNA, 1585 nt
Organism: Bursaphelenchus okinawaensis
Lineage: Eukaryota; Metazoa; Nematoda; Chromadorea; Rhabditida; Aphelenchoididae
Source: the annotation of a GenBank genome assembly